AUGAGACCUGCUGAUCUUGGAUCAAAUUUAAGUUCUGAGAGCAUUCAAAACAAGUCAUGCGAUUUUUCAGUGUGUCCGAUACAAAUCAACGAUGAUGCAGUAAAUACUAAUUCUACUUUCGAGAGUUUUAGGGAAAAAGGUUGCCUGCAGAAAAACAACAACAUUAAUUCGUCUCACAAUGAAGAAGAUAUGGAUAGGCAUUAUCAAGAAACCAUUAUAAAGAAAAAUAUAAAAGUUAAGAUUGGAAAAGGAUCUCAAAAAUGUGAAAUUUGUUUCAAGCAAUUUACUCACGCAAUUUAUUUAAAACGCCAUUUGAGAACACACACUGGAGAGAAGCCUUACAAGUGUGAUGUUUGCUUUAAAAAGUUUUCACUAGCUGGUAAUUUGAAGUCACAUUUGAUGACUAACACUGGAGAAAAACCUCACAAAUGUGAAAUUUGUUUCAAGCAAUUUCUUACAGCAGGUUGCCUGCAGAAAAUCAACAUUCAUUCGUCUCACAGUGAAGAAGAUAUGGGUAGACAUGAUCAAGAAACAAUUAUAAAGAAAAAUAUAAAAGCUAAGAUUGGAAAAGGAUAUCACAAAUGUCAAAUUUGUUUCAAGCAAUUUACUAACGUCAUUCAUUUAAAACUCCAUUUGAGAACACACACCGAAAAGAAGCCUUACAACUGUGAUAUUUGCUUUAAAAAAUUUACUCUAGCUGCUAAUUUGAAAUUACAUUUGAUGGCUCAUACUGGAGAAAAACCUCACAAUGAAGAAGAUAUGGGAAGACAUGAUCAAGAAACAAUUAUAAAGAAAUAUAUAAAAGUUAAGAUUGGAAAAGGAUCUCAUAAAUGUGAAAUUUGUUUCAAGCAGUUUGCUCACAGCAUUCAAUUAAAACACCAUUUGAGAACACACACUGGAGAGAAGCCUUACAAGUGUGAUGUUUGCUUUAAAAAGUUUACUCAAGCUGUUGCGUUUGUUUGUAAUAUUGUGUUGUACAAGCCCAACAAACAUAUAAUAGCUGGUCAAGCUAAAUACUGA
Molecule: messenger RNA, 1020 nt
Organism: Diabrotica virgifera virgifera (western corn rootworm)
Lineage: Eukaryota; Metazoa; Arthropoda; Insecta; Coleoptera; Chrysomelidae
Product: zinc finger protein 431-like
Exons: 5
Coding region: 1-1020 (339 amino acids)
Biological process (GO): regulation of transcription by RNA polymerase II
Molecular function (GO): RNA polymerase II cis-regulatory region sequence-specific DNA binding; DNA-binding transcription factor activity
Source: RefSeq, a predicted model, not a curated record